AUGUCUAAUAUCAAGAGGGAACCGUCAGACAGAAAAAGCACGAUGUCAACGCCCGCCACCAGCCCUACAAAGACCAGCCAGCGCGAGACUCUCACUUCCACCACUCCCACCGCUCCCACCACGGACCCAGAUCCAAACCCAUCACAGCUCCUUGACCUCCCAACCCUCACCGACACCUUCUCCCAACUGGUGCACAAACUCUCCGCCCUCGCCUCCGUCGUCUCGCAGGGCGGUAGCAUCGCCAUCGCCACUGGGUGUACCGCCACCGUCGCCGAGCGCAACAGCAUUCCUGGCGCCAGCAGCAUCCUCUCCCUAGCCGAAGUAGCCGAGCUACAAACCAUUCGAAGAGUAAUUGAUACAGCGACGGAGGUACAUGCCCGUUUCAGGCGCGAGAUGCGGCAGUUGAGCAAGCAGCAUCACAAGUCCAGCGAGAUGGUGCGCUCUCGACUGGUUAGUUUACAGGCUAAGAAUCCCAGGUCAAAGCACCAUAGAAGGAAGCUCAGGGGUGGGAGGAUGACUGGUGGGAGAGCCGAUUCUAAGAUCGCAGCCGGUUCGAUCGGGUCACAACUUCCAAACUUUGGUCCGGAUUUAAUCCCCAGAAAACAUCGUGGUUCUGUUGGGGACCUCCUGCGGGGUACGUGUUUCGAGGGUGUCCAGAAUUCUACGUCCACGCUUGAAGGCAGUGUUGCAACGCCCGACUCUGCUCAGACACACAAGUCGUCUGUUGAAGGCAGUCAGCAAAGCGCAAAGCAUAACUUUGGCGAUGGGGAGGGGCGUGAAGAGACGGUUGUCUUGGAGGAGAAGUAA
Neurospora tetrasperma FGSC 2508 is the source of this 807-nucleotide messenger RNA. RefSeq lists its product as uncharacterized. The record is from RefSeq and is a predicted model, not a curated record. The coding region runs from base 1 to 807 and encodes 268 amino acids. The transcript has a single exon. Lineage: Eukaryota; Fungi; Ascomycota; Sordariomycetes; Sordariales; Sordariaceae.